Molecule: messenger RNA, 363 nt
Organism: Aspergillus ruber CBS 135680
Lineage: Eukaryota; Fungi; Ascomycota; Eurotiomycetes; Eurotiales; Aspergillaceae
Product: mitochondrial 54S ribosomal protein bL34m
Exons: 2
Coding region: 1-363 (120 amino acids)
Biological process (GO): translation
Cellular component (GO): ribosome; mitochondrial large ribosomal subunit
Molecular function (GO): structural constituent of ribosome
Source: RefSeq, a predicted model, not a curated record
AUGUUCUCCCGCAGAACCCUCCCCGCGCUGAGGACGCUGCGAGCCCAGACUCCUCUCACCACAACGUCUCUCCGCCCAUUCUCCUCCCUCCUAACCUCUCGCUCUUCUCCCCCGACCACCGCCAUCACAUCUACAUCCACAUUACUAUCACCACUUACAUCCACCCUCACAUCUGCCUUCAACCAGAGCCCGUCCCGGCAAUUCUCAGCAAGUGCCUCGCUCGCCGGAAAGCGGAUCACCUACAAUCCCUCGCGGCGAGUACAGAAGCGGCGUCAUGGGUUCCUGGCGAGACUACGCUCACGUGGGGGGAGGAAGAUUUUGAUGAGGAGGAGGCAGAGGGGGAAGAAGGCGUUGAGUUGGUAA